Molecule: messenger RNA, 887 nt
Organism: Cyprinodon tularosa
Lineage: Eukaryota; Metazoa; Chordata; Actinopteri; Cyprinodontiformes; Cyprinodontidae
Gene: endog
Product: endonuclease G
Exons: 6
Coding region: 101-799 (232 amino acids)
Biological process (GO): apoptotic DNA fragmentation
Cellular component (GO): nucleus; mitochondrial inner membrane
Molecular function (GO): metal ion binding; nucleic acid binding; RNA endonuclease activity
Source: RefSeq, a predicted model, not a curated record
GAAGGGGGUUGCGGGGUGGGUUCCGGUGCUCCCGGUACCGGAGCCUCUGACCGUCCGAGCCUCCGAGCUCAGCGUGAGUCCAGGUAAUUCUGGAGCUGUGAUGAAGUACGGCUUCCCCUCUUUGGCCAACAUCAAGUCCAGGGAGUCCUAUGUCACAUCCUACGAUCCUCGCACACGCACUGCAUCCUGGGUAAUAGAGCGGCUGGACCCCGCCUCCCUGAAAGGACCGUCAGACAGGAAGUUCUGCGAGUUCAAAGAGGACGACAGCGUCCACAUCUUCCACAGAGCCACCAACGCCGACUACAGGGGGAGUGGCUUCGACCGCGGCCACCUGGCUGCUGCAGCCAAUCACAAGUGGAGUCAAAAGGCCAUGGAAGACACCUUCUACCUGAGCAACGUGGCUCCACAGAACCCUAACCUGAACCAGAACACGUGGAACAAUCUGGAGAAGCUGUGCCGCUCCCUGACCAAACACUACCUCAACGUGUAUGUGUGCACUGGGCCGCUCUACCUGCCCAGGCAGGAAGAUGAUGGGAAGCUGUACGUGAAGUACCAGGUGAUUGGGCGGAAUCACGUUGCCGUGCCUACACAUUUCUUCAAGGUGCUGAUUCUGGAGCAGACCGACGGCAAGGGGGUGGAGCUUCGCUCCUACGUUCUCCCAAAUGAACCCAUCGAUGAGAAGGUUCCUCUUGAACGUUUCCUGGUUCCAAUAGAAACCAUUGAGCGUGCGUCUGGACUCCUGUUUGUCCCAAACAUCAUGAGGAGGACCGGCAAGCUGCAGGCUAUCAGCAAUAAGUGAACUACAGUACCCACAAUCCCCUGCUGCACUCACUAAGCAUGGAGGCCCAUUCUUGGACUUGUUUCUUAUUAAAGUCAUCUGAUUGAAA